Messenger RNA from Pichia kudriavzevii, 1521 nucleotides. RefSeq lists its product as uncharacterized. The record is from RefSeq and is a predicted model, not a curated record. NCBI's taxonomy places the organism in Eukaryota, Fungi, Ascomycota, Pichiomycetes, Pichiales, Pichiaceae. Gene Ontology annotation, molecular function: protein binding. Bases 1 to 1521 code for a protein of 506 amino acids. The transcript has a single exon. Gene Ontology annotation, cellular component: nucleolus. Gene Ontology annotation, biological process: ribosomal large subunit assembly.
AUGUCAACUUUAGUUCCACCGCAAUCUAAAAGACAGAAAAGGGAGGCCCAACAACCCCGUGAAGUCGAUAUUAUCCCUUCCGAUUUACCUAAUGUUUUAGUGAAAUUCCAGGCAUCAGACACCGGUGAAUCAGUUGGUAGUUCCAUCAGAGUUCCGGGAGCAAUCACAGAGAAACAGCUUGAAGAAUUACUUAACGAGCUGAAUGGGAAUUCGGAUGAUCCUGUUCCAUAUACGUUUUCUUUAGAAACUGAAAAUGACUUAGUUGAUAUUAAGGAUAAUCUAUAUACUUCUGUUCUUAAGCCAGGUUUGAAAACAACAGAAGAUUUCAUGACAUUAGUGUAUACCCCAAGAGCAAUUUUUAAAGUCAAACCAGUGACUAGAUCUUCUGCAACUAUUACCGGUCAUGGAUCGACUAUUCUAGCCUCUCAGUUUGCACCUAAUACAAGUGACAAAUUAGUUACGGGUGCUGGUGACUCAACUGCAAGAAUAUGGGAUUGUAACACUCAAACUAUACAAAAAACCUUGAGUGGACAUAGUAAUUGGGUUUUAUGUGUUCAAUGGUCGCCCAGGGGGGACGUGAUUGCUACAGGUUCCAUGGACUCAACAAUCCGAUUAUGGGAUGCGAAAACUGGUUCAUGUUUGGCAACUUUGUUAGGUCACACCAAAUAUAUCAGUUAUUUAUGUUGGGAGCCGAUUCAUUUGGUGAAGCCAGGUAUGAAGCCUAGAUUGGUAUCAGGAUCGAAAGACGGAUCGAUCAAAAUUUGGGAUACGGGUGCAAUGCGUUGUUUAAUGACCAUGUCCGGACACGCCAGCACUGUGUCUUGUGUGAAAUGGGGAGGUCUCGGAUAUAUCUAUUCUGCAUCUCAUGAUAAGACGAUCAGAGUUUGGGAUGGAAAUGAUGGUAAGUGUACGCAAAUACUGAAAGCUCAUGCACAUUGGGUGAAUCAUUUGGCGUUAUCUACCGAUUCGGUUUUGAGAUUAGGUGCCUUUGAUCACACUGGCGAAGAACCUAAAAGUGAAGAAGAUGAAAAGGAAAGAGCCAGAAAGAACUUUGAGAAGGUUGCUAAGAUUGGAGGGAAAUUAGUUGAAAGGUUAGUUACAGCUAGUGAUGAUUUUACUAUGUUUCUAUGGGAACCUACUAAAUCCAGCAAACCAAUCUGUAGAAUGACAGGACACCAAAAAUUGGUUAAUCAUGUUUCCUUUUCCCCAGAUGGUAGAUACGUAACGUCAUCAUCUUUUGACAAUUCAAUCAAAUUAUGGGAUGGUAGAGAUGGCAAAUUUAUUGCUACAUUCCGUGGUCAUGUUGCACCAGUAUACCAAACAUCUUGGUCUUCUGAUUGUAGAUUAUUGGUCAGUUGCUCCAAAGAUACAACCUUGAAAGUAUGGGAUGUCAAGACUAGAAAAUUAAUGUCUGAUUUACCUGGCCAUCAAGAUGAGAUCUACACAGUUGAUUGGUCUGUUGAUGGUAAAAGAGUCGCCAGCGGUGGCAAAGACAAGACCGUCCGGAUUUGGACACACUAA